Pyrenophora tritici-repentis Pt-1C-BFP is the source of this 435-nucleotide messenger RNA. RefSeq lists its product as uncharacterized. The record is from RefSeq and is a predicted model, not a curated record. Lineage: Eukaryota; Fungi; Ascomycota; Dothideomycetes; Pleosporales; Pleosporaceae.
AUGAAGUUCGUCGCAAAACGUAUUGAGCCAUGCGCUGGUACUCCAGUUCACAUCCUAACCUGCGGCCACACCGUCAGCGCCUCCUUCCUUCACCCAACAAAGUCCUCCAAAUGCGCUCCAAACUGUAAAGCUGUAGAUCUAGUAACGGCAGCUGAGCCGUGGUUUCUAUGCCCGAUAUGCUGGGAGGCUAUUCUCCACGCCCAAUUCGACAUCUUCAAGAAUCGCGCUCAGCACGUGAGUGAGAUAGACAAGAUGGGUGAGAACGACAUAUACACUCAGCACAAACAACAGGGUGUGAUUGACGACGAGAACACUUUUCUACAAUGGCAUAAAGUACAGUCUGGGCGUUCAUCUUUCCAAAACGCAGUCCAAGCGACGUACAAGUCCAAGGUAGACAGUGAGGGAUUCCGUGGUUGCAAAUUGGUUACCGUCUAG